Schistosoma curassoni is the source of this 699-nucleotide messenger RNA. The record is from the annotation of a GenBank genome assembly. NCBI's taxonomy places the organism in Eukaryota, Metazoa, Platyhelminthes, Trematoda, Strigeidida, Schistosomatidae.
AUGUCUGAUGUGUUCAGGGAUGAAUUCAACGCGGAUACAAGUAAUAUCUAUUUAAAAACCACUGCUCUCAUACAACAUAUAUUAUCUGCUACACAUGAAGAAGAGCAGGAGUUAAAAUUAUCAGGUGAUCGGGCAGCUCAACUACGAGAAGUCAAUAACAAGUUACGUGAACGCGUUACGAACGAUGAGAAGCAGGUGGAUUGUAUGAUAUCUAGAUUACAGACCGUGAAGCGGACAAUCGAAGAGUUACGUGCUUCUAUUGAGAAAUCUAAAUCAAUUAAAAUCGCUUAUUUGAAACAAAUUGAAUCUGAAAAUCCUCCUGAAGAUUCAUUUUUCCCAUGUGAAUUCGAAAAUUCUACACUGAUGCAAGUUUAUAAAAUGAUCCAACCAUUCGAACGCCUACUUGGAAUCCAAAUACAGAAAACGCACUCUGGGCUACUACAGUUGCUAUUUCAUGGUUGUUCAGAAGCGCUGGUUAGUAGUGAUGAAGUAAUUGUAUGCUGUUGUCAACUUCGUAUAGUAAAUACUAAUCGCUUUGAAGUCGUGUUGUGUGAUCCACCCGUACCGGAUCUAGAAAGGCUUGUAAACCACCUGAAUUGGACUGAAGAUAUACGGAGUUUUAUUAUUGUAUUAAGACAACGUUUUUGUCGUUACUUUGAAUUAGCUGCAGCAGUUUCGAAUAAAUUAAGCUCUGAAUGA